CAGCUGCUGCGUGUCCUGAGAUGACCUGUUGAUGUCGGUAAAAUGGAGUAUAGCAGUGGGAGUCAUUUCCCCAUCCCAAAAAUAUUUAAAUAAAUACGAUUUGGAAUCGAUAGCUGACACCGUGGGACAACUGUCAACCUCAUCGAUACAGUUUGUGACAAUCUGUUGUUUUUAAUUCGUGGGUAAUCGCGGAAGCAGCGGAUACUGUGCGGUUGUCUGAGUGCAUGAGGUGGAUGGUGCGCUGGGGCGAACCCAAAAUAUUUUAGCAGUGCUAUGUUAGCUUGCUAGUUUAGCUAGCUUAGCUAGUCCUGACAGGCACCGGAUUCACAGGCCUGCGGAUGGGAUGCGUAUAUUGCAAUGAAAGACGGGACUAAAAGCGAAAGAUGUGGACCUUUUCAAACUGAUUAAAGUUCGUUAUAUCCGUAUACGUUUUUGACAGCUGGCAAACGCCGUGGCGCUCCUGGAUCGCGUGUUGCUGCAGUCACUGCCAUUCUCUGUCGCCCCCCGGCCCGUGCCAGUGGAGCACUCCGAGCGGGCAGACUGGCACACGGCGCGGCGGUCACCUCGGUACACAGACAGCAAUCGUCGCGGUUUGAUCUUGUAUCCUGGUCAAAACGCAACUCGCUGGAGAUACAAUUUGUAGCUAGUAACAGCUAGCUAUCACUUAAGAGACCCUGUGGUGGUGUGCGUAGCGCACCAUGGCCCAGACCCUUCAGAUGGCGAUUCCUAACUUUGGCAACAACGUCCUGGAGUGUCUGAACGAGCAGCGUCUCCAGGGGCUCUACUGCGACGUCUCCGUGGUCGUCAAGGGUCACGCCUUCAAGGCUCACCGUGCCGUGCUUGCGGCCAGCAGCUCUUACUUCCGGGACCUCUUCAGCACUGGGGGAGGCAGCGGCUCCAAGACCCCCACAGUGGUGGAGCUCCCCCCGGCCGUCCAGCCCCAGAGCUUCCAGCAGAUCCUGGCCUUCUGCUACACAGGCCGCCUCAGCAUGACAGUGGGAGACCAGUUCCUCCUCAUGUACACCGCAGGCUUCCUGCAGAUCCAGCAGAUCAUGGAGAAGGGCACAGAGUUCUUCCUCAAGGUUUCCUCGCCCAGCUGUGACUCCCAGGGCCUGCAAGCCGAGGAGGCUCCGCCCUCUGAACCCCAGAGCCCCGUCACUCAAACCGUUGCCAUGGGGACUGGCAGUCGCCCCGCCUCCUGCCUUACCCCCCUCCCCCUUGUGUCACGGGUGAAGACAGAGCAGCAGGGCAACCAAUCAGAAGCCUCGCCCUACUCGGUGGUGUGCACCCCUGUGGCCAAGCGCUUGUGGGAGGGAGGCAGCAGCCGAGACGGGGGUGGAGGGGGCUCAGGUGGAGGCGGGUCCAGGAAGGCCGCCCGCUUUUCCCAGGAGUCCGUGCGAGGGAGUGCCAUCCAGAGCUCGGGGGCGCUGGCACUGGCGAUGGGGAUGGGGGCCAGCGGGGCGGGGAUAGGAUCAGGGGUCGGGGGUCACGGCAGCGGGUCCAACGGGAGUGUGGUCUCCAUGGGCAACGUGGCAUCGGAGGGCGCCAGCCCGGGCACGAUGAGCGCCUACACCAGUGACUCGCCUAUCAGUUACCAUGACGAGGAGGAAGAGGAGGAAGUGACGGAGGAGCAGACGGAGGAGCAGUACAGGCAGAUCUGUAACAUGUACACCAUGUACAGCAUGCUCAACGUGGGCGCUGCAGCUGGUGAGCGUGUGGAGGCCCUGCCGGACCACUCAGAGACCCGGGGUCGUAUGCGGGGUCGCCAGGACCUGUCGUCUCUCCCCGCUGAGCUCAUCACACAGAUAGGCAACCGCUGCCACCCCAAACUAUACGAGGAGGGGGACCCCGCAGAGAAACUAGAGCUUGUCUCAGGUACGUGUGUGUUCAUAUCUCGAGCCCAGCUGAUGAACUGUCAUGUGAGUGCAGGGACCAGGCACAAGGUGUUGCUCAGGAGGCUGCUGGCUGCCUUCUUCGACAGGAAUACUCUGGCUAACAGCUGUGGAACGGGAAUCCGCUCCUCCACUAACGACCCCAGCCGCAAGCCCCUGGACAACAGAGUGUUGCACGCAGUCAAAUUCUACAGCCAGAACUUCGCCACGAGCUUCAAGGAGAGCGAGAUGAACGCCAUCGCGGCGGACAUGUGCACCAACGCCCGCCGCGUCGUCCGCAAGAGCUGGAUCCCCAAGCUGAAGCUGCUCAUGGCCGAGGGCGACGCGUACUCCGCCUUCCUCCCCGACGCCAAGAUGGAGGCCGACGCCCUAGGGGCGGAGCCAACUUUUGAACCCAACUCCCUGGAGGGCGCCGAGACGGGCGGCUCGUCCGGCGAGUCGCUGCAGGGGGUGGGCAGCGACGGAGGCACUUUGUUUUAGAUGGGGAGGUGGAGUACAGAAGUGUUUAGAAGACGAUGAUGAUGAUGAUGAUGAAUACCUAUAUUUCCCUGUACUCCUUUCUUCUCCUCUGGUGGUGUGGCCCAUCCCCCUGACCCUUUGGCCUUUUGAUCCUCCACCUCCGACAUGUGACUCUGAAACGUUGCUAGGGGAAACAGGGGUUGUUACCUGGAUGUUAACCAGGAAGUUAUGCUUUAAUUUUGAAAGCGAGAGUCCAAGCAAUCGUAACUUCCAAUAUGGUUUCUGCUGUAUAUUAGUAUGGGGGUAGAGAAAGGGUGAUGGGUUUGUGGGGAUGCAGUAUUUUUGGGGGAUUAACCAAAUUCCUGCCUCACCAUAUCAAAACACAUUCCCCUGGUUUUGAAUGUAGAUGUCAGCAGCAUUGCACAAUGUCAGUCUGAACGAUUGUAUCCCAACCUCUUGAGGAAAAACAAACCAACAAACCGACUACUCUAUGGAUAUGAGAGAGACUGUAGUUUCUCUCUAGAAUGAGAGAAAGAGAAAAGGGGAGAGAGGGAGCGAUAGAAAGACCCCUAACCCACCAACCCCACACCCUUCUGUGACCAGAACAAAAUGAUUAUGCCCUCAGUUUUAAUGUACUGUCUCUCUUCUUGUAGCUUUUCUGAUCACAGCUCGUUUCUCUGUUUGUAACAUGGAUCCAGAGAUGAGGACUACAGGUGCACAACCUGUAAUUGUAAAGAAAUCCAAGGGGGAAAGAAAAAGACGGUCAUAUUUUUUUGAAUAUGUAUUUAUACAACUGUUGUUGUGUACAGAGAGAAAGAGAGGGAUUGGUUUUAAAUCUCUGUUGUUUUAUUGUAUUUUGAACAGCUGUUUUUGCAAAGAAAGUCCUGCGCCGAAAAAUAAGAUUUAAAAGCAAAUAAGUAAAAGUGCUAUUUUUGCAUAAAAAUAUGGUAUUGAUCAAGUGGUCAGAAAAGUCUUAACUUGACAAACUAUUGAACUGAAAAAUAAUCUGUUUUUAAGACAGAACUGGGCACUUUCUACCUGCGGCAAUCCAAUAUAGCUUAUCUUAUUCUUGUCCUUUUUUCUCUAUGGAAAUUGUCAAGGAAGCCUACCUAUGUGGCUGUUCACAACGAUGACUGACUAUGUUAUGCUUGCUAGCGAGCUAGCGACGUUACUAUGCUAGCUAAACUGCUUACUCGGAAAUCACGGCUAAAUGUAGAAAUGCACAGCUUGAAUCAACUGGUCGACUGCUGCAACUAUCGUGCUAGCUAGCUAACCCCUCUGUUGGUUAGUGACUUGCUCCGAAGCAGACUUCUGACAUCAUUGCACAUCAUGAGGUGGUGAUUCAAUGACCGCAAAACAUUUUGGAAUAAUGGAAUGUGCCUUUUUUAAUCGACAUGGAUAUGCAGGGGUGGGUCCUGCUUAUGUUGAUGUUGGGAAGGAGGGAGUAGAAUGGGGUUUAAAAGGUGGCAGGUCGUUCAGCUUGAGACAGAGUUGUAACACACACACACACACACACACGUGUUCCAAAGAGAGAUGGGGUGAGGUCAGGGGGUUUGGCAUUCCGGUGGAGUAUGUUGGUGUGUUUUAAACAGUCUCAUAUAUGUGCGAGAGCAAGCAUUUGUGUUCAUUCCUUGAAUGUGACUGAAAAUUAUAUUUGUUCCUGUGCGAUUGAUGUGUGUGAGUGAGUGUGUCCUCCACCUGGUAGUCUUUUGGAUUGGUUUAAGACUCCCUCUGCUGGGACACUUGUCUUUGUGAACGAUGACCUACACCAUCUUCCAUACACCUUUGCAAUCCAAAAGAUGUGAGACACCUUCAGAUAGAAAAGUGAUGUAUAGAGCGGACACAAUUCACUUUUCUCCAUACGGCAGAGAAGCAGGUCCACUCUAUGCAUGACAUUUCUGUCCUGAUUUGCUGUUGUUUAACUCUCUCUCACGCUUGGUAAAUCCAAAAUGGACAAAGGUGGAUAUGUUAAAGGGGAGGUGAAGCACCUUUUUAAAUGGGAUGAACCCAUGUUUCCUGCACCUUUGAUAAAAGGUUUUGAUGUGUUGUGUGGAGAAUCAACCCAAGGGAUGGCCUUGUUCAAAUACUUUUUAAGCAGCAUCCUUCCUCCCUUUCCUUGAUGUAAGCACUUCAGGGAAGGGACUAAAGGAAGGGUGCAUUUAGAGAGUAUUGGAACAUAGCCUGCGUCUCAGAUCUGUGGAUGUGGGAUGCACUGGGAUGACUCCUGUUGUAAAUAUUGGGACCGUUGAGCUGACUUUCUUUCUACGCUCGUCUAACGAUUUCCUAUGUAGGGUGAUUGUGUAACAGUGUGGAAGCGAUGAAAGAGGACUGUUUUUUUAUAUAUUUUUUAUUUUUUACUUGGUCUCGCGUGUUGUCGAGACGUCAUGGAGACUGGUGUGUGUGAGCUCCCAGCAUGCAUUUGGCCUACAGGUCAGAGGAGGAUGAUGGUUGCUUUGGUCUUAAAGUACUGGCCUAAUGUGCUACUGAGUUGGUGUGACUGAAGGGAGGGAGGAGGGGUCAUGUUUAGGGAGAGAGGUGUCAUGGCUGCAGACUGUCUGUCCAUCAGAAUAUUGUACAGAAAAAAAUAUUAUUUUUCAAAAUAUUUUUUCUUUUAUUGCUUAUGUUUUCUUUAAAGAAACAUGUACUGUAAAGACCUUAAAGAAAUGCUACUAAUUGAAGGUGGUGAAUGAUUUACCUACUUCUUGCUGAAGAAAACAUUGAAAAGGAAAGAAAGAUAACUGUACGAUAGCUAGACAGAGCACCGAUAGCUAGACAGAACUGUAUAUAUUUUUUUCAUUGUUUGUGAUAAGGGUUCCAUGAGAGGUUCUUCCAGGGGGGGGGACUAGGGCACUGUACUGUCUCGUCUAUUGGGGGGAAUGAUUUUUGGGGAGGUGGGUGGGUAGUAGUGGGUGUGUGACGCUAUAGAGGUCUGAAUUACAAACUUUGCACCUGUUAUUGAACCUAUACACCAGGGUCUGAUUUCACCCUGCUGAACAGAUCCCAUGAUAUUAUGGACACUGUCAGAUCCACUCUUGUUCACCACCUGCUGUUCACAUGUGGUACUGGAGCUACCACCAGAUGACAGUAUUUCCCCCACAGACCAUAGUCAAUGACUGAGUUGGUUACUAAGUGAUCAAAGUUCUGUUUUGUGUGUUUUGGAGAGGGUUACUUCUCUUAGCUCUGAAGCACAAGACUAUAGGAACAGAAAGGAAUGUUUGUUUGUGUGGGACAGGACAGUUCAAGCUGAUUCAUCCUCCAUCCCUACAGGUAGAUGUCCCUCUUCCCCCAACACACACAUCUCAAGAGGAUGGACAAACAAAGGCAGUGUCCAGUGUGGUGUAUAUAGGCUUGGAGAAGGACAUUUUUUCACAUAUACAUAUAUAAAUAUGAAUAUAUGUAUAGAUAUAUACUGUAUAUUAUACAUAGAGGCACUAAAGAAGUUGGAUUGUUAGUCGUGCACUCUCAGCAUGAGGUAUAUACCCACAAACCGCUUAUUGAAACCAGUGCAGUAGCUUCCCCAAUGUCUCUGCCCCUGCUCCUUGCCCUCUGUGACCCUGUAGUGCCAGUGCUCAUUCUGUUCUCAUUGUUUUCCAAGUGCCAAUAACUUUGUGAAACCCCUUAACUGUGACCCAAUAUUAUUCAAGGUAAUUGCACAUUAACUAUUGUAAAGAAAAAUCAUUAAGAUAAAUGUCAACAUGGAUUAAAAAAAAACUAUCUUAAUAAAAGGUUUGUAACAAAU
Messenger RNA from Oncorhynchus mykiss (rainbow trout), 6090 nucleotides. RefSeq names its product nucleus accumbens-associated protein 1. The record is from RefSeq and is a predicted model, not a curated record. Gene Ontology annotation, molecular function: DNA-binding transcription factor activity, RNA polymerase II-specific; RNA polymerase II cis-regulatory region sequence-specific DNA binding; protein binding. Gene Ontology annotation, biological process: regulation of transcription by RNA polymerase II. Lineage: Eukaryota; Metazoa; Chordata; Actinopteri; Salmoniformes; Salmonidae.